AUGUUAAGUGCUGCUGCCUCGAUUGGUUUGGUUACAUUAUGGGAUGUAGACGCUGGGUUAGUAUGUAUUGAUAAAUAUUUAUAUUCUAAAGAAGACUAUAUUAAGGCAGGUGCUCUUCUUGCAAUAGGAUUAUUUAAUACAGGAGUACGUAAUGAAAAUGAUCCUGCAUUUGCAUUACUUUCUGAACACAUCGAGUCUUCAAAUCUAAACAUGAGAAUAUGUGCCAUUGUUGGUCUUGGAAUGGCGUACGCCGGCUCACAUCGGGAAGAUAUUCAAGAUAUUUUAUUACCUUUAGUUAGUGACACUAAUCUAAGCAUGGAAAUAGCAUCAGUGGCAGCUUUGUCUCUAGGGUUGAUAUUUGUUGGAAAUUGUAAUGGUGAUAUUACAAGCACAAUAUUGCAAACUAUGAUGGAACGAGAAGAUUCUCAAUUGAAAGAAAUAUGGGGCAGGUUUAUGGGACUUGGUUUAGCUCUUUUAUAUCUUGGAAAACAAGAUGCAGCAGAAGUAACAUUAGAAACUUUAAAGGCAAUCGAACAUCCUAUCAGUAAACAAGUGGAAGUUCUUGUAGAAAUUUGCUCAUAUGCAGGAACUGGAAAUGUACUUAAAGUGCAAAAUAUGAUGCAUAUUUGCGAUGAUCAUUUAGAUAAAGAGAAAGAUGAGGAUUUACAUCAAGCAUUUGCAGUUUUAGGUGUAGCUUUGAUUGCCAUGGGUGAAGAUAUUGGCGCAGAGAUGGCAUUAAGAAUGUUCAACCAUCUGAUGCAUUAUGGAGAGCCAGUAAUUCGUCGCACGGUUCCCCUUGCCUUGGGUUUACUUUGUGCCUCAAAUCCUCUUCUAAAUGUCCUAGAGACAUUAAGUAAAUAUUCACAUGACAAUGAUGCAGAUGUUGCCAUAAAUGCAAUAUUUGCUAUGGGACUUGUUGGAGCUGGAACAAAUAAUGCACGAUUAGCACAAAUGUUGAGGCAACUCGCAUCUUAUUAUCAUAAAGAUGCUAAUUGUUUAUUUAUGGUCAGAAUAGCACAGGGUCUAUUACAUAUGGGUAAAGGAACCAUAUCAAUAAACUCGUUUCACUCUGACAGACAAUUAUUGUCACCUGUAGCAAUAGCCGGAGUUUUAAUAACUUUAAUUGCUUUUACAGACACUAAAACGCUCAUACUGGGCAAAUAUCAUUGGUUUUUGUAUUAUUUGGCAACAGCAAUGUAUCCUAGAUUCUUAAUUACACUUGAUGAAAAUUUAAAUAGCUUACCUGUCACAGUUCGUGUAGGACAGGCAGUUGAUGUUGUGGGACAGGCCGGUAGACCCAAAACGAUUACGGGCUUUCAAACACAUUCAACACCAGUGUUAUUGGCACAUUCCGAACGUGCAGAACUAGCAACAGAAGAAUAUAUAUCAUUAUCUCAUAUUCUUGAAGGUUUUGUUUUGCUUUGCAAAAAUCCAGAUUUUAUGGAAGAAGAUAAAGAAUAA
Messenger RNA from Entrophospora sp. SA101, 1461 nucleotides. Lineage: Eukaryota; Fungi; Glomeromycota; Glomeromycetes; Entrophosporales; Entrophosporaceae. The record is from the annotation of a GenBank genome assembly.